AUAUGUCCCCGUUAUUUCUCUUGCUAGUGGUUGGCAUUAGUGCUGAACAACUCCUCGAAAAACCAUAUUACGACUUGAGCGAUGCCCACAACCAUUUCAAAAAUUUCGUUCAGAAACAUGGUAAGACAUACGAUCCCGAAGAGUACUUGAAAAGACUCGCGAUUUUCACUGAAAAUUUAGCAGACAUCAAUGAACGCAAUGCCAUGUUUCCGCAAACCGUAUUUGACGUGACACGGUUUGCUGAUAUGACACCCGAAGAAAUAAAAGCUGGUUAUGGUAUGAAAAUGCGUGGUGAAGAUAUAGAUAAAAUAGCGAUUGAGCUUCGUCUUCGUCCCGAGGAGAUCACGGCCCCAGAGCAGUGGGACUGGAGGGAUCAUGGAGCGGUCACUCACGUCAAAAAUCAAGGCGAAUGCGGUAGUUGUUGGAUCUUUAGCGCUAUUGGUGCUAUUGAAAGCCAAUAUGCCAUCAAGCACAACCAGAGUCUCGCCUUUUCUGAACAGCAGGGCUUGGACUGUAUAAAAUUUCUAGGGAAUAAUUGUGCUGGAGGAUAUCCAGACAUAGUAGCGGCUUACCACAAAAAAAUUGGCGUUGUCCCAGAGAAAGAUUACCCGUACACAGGAAAGCCAUCAACAUGUACCGAGGAUCCUAAGAAGGUCGUGACCAAAGUCACGGGUUUCGUAGUAUAUAAGACGAAUGAAGAAACAUUGAAACAGCUUGUAUAUGAAAAGGGGCCGUUGUCAGUAGCUCUUGAUCCCGCGGACUUCCCCACCUAUCACUCGGGGAUACUAUACCCCAAAAACUGCAAAGACUAUAUUUGUCAUGCUGUGUUGUUAGUCGGUUAUGGUGUAGAAAACGGUACCAAGUAUUGGAUCCUCAAAGAUUCUUAUGGCCCUGAAGUCAGAGACCAGGGCUACGUCAAGCUGGUCCGAGGAAUCAACGCGUGUUCCAUGGGAACCGAAUAUUCUAUGUCUUGCACUGUUGAAUGAUAUUGUAUUUCAUGCUUGGAGGGAUGUCACACACACAACAAUA
Cydia fagiglandana is the source of this 1029-nucleotide messenger RNA. RefSeq names its product procathepsin L-like. Gene Ontology annotation, molecular function: cysteine-type endopeptidase activity. Bases 3 to 986 code for a protein of 327 amino acids. The record is from RefSeq and is a predicted model, not a curated record. The transcript is spliced from 5 exons. Lineage: Eukaryota; Metazoa; Arthropoda; Insecta; Lepidoptera; Tortricidae. Gene Ontology annotation, cellular component: lysosome.